Molecule: messenger RNA, 4940 nt
Organism: Betta splendens (Siamese fighting fish)
Lineage: Eukaryota; Metazoa; Chordata; Actinopteri; Anabantiformes; Osphronemidae
Product: NACHT, LRR and PYD domains-containing protein 12-like
Exons: 9
Coding region: 283-3324 (1013 amino acids)
Molecular function (GO): protein binding
Source: RefSeq, a predicted model, not a curated record
UCUCUCUAAUGAGUAUAGUGAGUAUUAAUAAUAAUUUACUCUAGUGAGUAUAGUAGUAUGAGUAUUAAUGUCGUAAGGAGACGAAGCAAAUUCAACAAUCCAUGGAAUUUACAGUGAAUGUGUUUAAAAUAUAUUCACUGAUGGGAAAUAUAAAAAGGGAAUUGGCCUCUAUUCUAAAACUUACAGCGGCUCAUUUGACUGCGGUUGGAAACCCCCGUAUUUCCCGACACAACUUCCACUUUUGUGAAGUUGAAACACAGAGGAACAGCUGGCGCCAGUAAAAUGUCUGAGAAGAAAGGGAAUGGAUCUGACUCUACAGGGUCUCUCAGCAAACCACCAACCAGGUCAGAAAUAGGAGAAGUAGAGUCCACAUCUGUCAGCUGCGUCUCCAUGAAAAGUGACAGAUCCAUGUUCGAACCACUCUUCUUUGGAGCAGAGAAUCUGAAACGACAGUUGACUGGGGAACCAUCCAGCUGUGCAGCGAGUGAGAGUGUUAUGAAGGAUCUGGACCAACUCGGCCUUGGACGUUGUUUAGACAGACAAACAUCCCACUCUCCAGUGCGGCACCACCAUCAGGGUGGGAAGAAACCAAGACGAACAGACGAUGGCUCUGGUAAGAAACAUCUUUUCAGCGCAAAGAAAAACCUCAAAGAAGAGAUGCAAAGAAAGUUUGCUUUGGUGUCUGAAGGAAAUGUUGACCAAGCGAGUGCUCUCAACAGUAUCUACACAAACCUCUACAUCACCACAGGGGGGGAACAAGAGCCCGAUGUUGGACAUGAGCUCACACACGCUAAACGGAAACUAAACAAGCAGCUCUCUUUUGAAACAAUAGUUAAACUCAGUGACAUCCUCAAACCGUCUCCAGACACACGGGUCAGAACGGCUCUGACCAAGGGCGUCGCAGGCAUCGGGAAGUCCUUCGCUGUGCACAAAUUCAUCCUGGACUGGGCCGAGGAGCGGACGAACCAGGAGCUGGAGUUCAUUUUCUGUCUGGCUUUCCGAGAGCUGAAUCUGAGUGGAGGAGAGACGAGCCUGCACCUGCUCCUGACUGAGUUCCACCCAGUGCUGAGCGACCUGAAGGAUCCACUGAGUUAUGUCCAAAGUGAGAUGCUGGUGGUUCUGGACGGUCUGGAUGAAAGCAGACUUCAGCUGGACUUUAACUCAUCGAAGGUGGUGAGAUCUGUGGAGGCAGUGGCUCCAAUGGGCGACCUGCUGGUCAACCUGAUCCAGGGAAACCUUCUGCCCCACGCACACCUGUGGAUCACAUCCCGUCCAGCAGCAUCCGCUCAGAUUCCAGCCAAGUUCAUCGACGCGGUGACGGAGAUCAGAGGGUUCAGCGACGCUCAGAAGGAGGAAUAUUUCAGAAGACGCUUCCGGCACGACUCCUGCCUUGCUGAAAGGAUCAUUUCACAGGUUCAGUCAUCACCGAGUCUGAGCAUCAUGUGCCAGAUCCCCGUCUUCUGCUGGAUUUCUACCGUGUUGUUUGAGGAGGUCUUCACAGGAGCCGACAGAGACACGAUCCCUCAGACUCUGACAGAGAUGAUGGCUCAUUUCCUGUUGGCUCAGACCAAACGCAGGAGCAGAAAAUACGAUGCCCACGCAGAGGAAAACAACCAGAGGCUUCUGGAGAGACACCGAGAAUUUCUCCUGAAACUCGGCAAACUUGCGUUUGUUCAUCUGCAGGAGAACAAGCUGAUAUUCUACGAGGGCGACCUGGAGGAAUGUGGCCUCGAUGUGAAGGAAGUCUCCGUCUACUCUGGCUUCUAUAACGCAGUUCUGAGGAAGGAAGACCUGUUUUCCCAGAGGAAGGUUUUCUUCUUUGUGCAUCUGACCAUUCAGGAGUUCUUUGCUGCUCUCUUUGUCUAUGAGUGUCUUAUGGAGCAGAACACCCCAGAGCUCUGCAGCUUCCUGGGUCUGAAGGACCCACACUGUGGUCUAUCUGUACUUGAUCUUCUCAAGAAGAUCGUUGCCAAGGUGAUGGAGAAGAAGAACGAACACCUGGACUUCUUCCUGCGCUUCCUGCUUGGUCUUAUGGUUGAACAGAACCGUAGAGUCCUUCAGGGUCUGUUGACGUCACCAGACCCAAACCAAGACACAGACAAGAAAACCCUGACCUACCUCAAAUCUAUCAGAAGAAAGACUGUCUCUCCAGACGGCUGCAUCAGUCUGUUCCAGGCGAUGGUGGAAAUGAGAGACCACAAAGUCAAAGACGAGAUCCAAGAAUACCUGACGCUGACGGAUCGUUCAAACACAGACCUGCCCCCGCUGCACUGCUCUGCUCUGGCCUACAUGCUGCAGGUGUCAAAGGACCACCUGGAGGUUCUGGACAUGAAGAGCUACAACACCUCAGACGAAGGCAGGAGGAGGCUGAUCCCAGCGGUGAAGAUCAGCAGAAAGGCCAUAUUAGCAGACUGCAGAGUGACAACAGAGUGGAUCCAACACCUGGUCUGUGCUCUCGCGUUUCCUUACUCACGUUUAAGGGAUCUGGACCUGAGCAACAACGACCUGAAGGAUUCAGAUGUUAAGCAGCUCUGUGAAGGACUCUCACUUCAGUGCUGCAGACUUCACACCCUGAGGUUGUCAGGUUGUCUGGUCACAGAGAACGGCUGUGAACAUCUGGCGCUGGCUCUGAGGUCCAACCCCUCGCAUCUGAUGGAGCUGGACCUGAGCUACAACCACCUGGGAGCCACAGGAGAGAAGAUGCUCGUUGAGCUGUGGAACGACCCACAAUACAGACGCAGAGAACUCAAUGUUGAACACGGUGGACGCCAUCGCAUGAAACCUGGAUUCAAGAAAUAUGUUUGUGAGUUGACCUUUGACCCCAACACAGCGCAUAAGAACCUGCUUCUGUCAGAGGAGAACCGGCGGGUGAGCUGGGUGCCGGAGCAGCAGCCGCGUCCUCCUCACGCCCACAGAUUUGAUGAGUGUCAGCAGGUGCUGAGUCAGCAAGGCCUGGACGGACGCUGCUACUUUGAGCUGGACGCGUUGGAGCCCUUCAGCUUCGGGUUAACGUACAGAACCAUCGGGAGGAAGGGCGGAGGGGGGGACUGCCAGCUGGGCCACAACUACCAGUCCUGGGCUUUCACCUGCUCCCAUGAAGGCUGCUUUGCUCUGCACGGCGAGGGGAAGGUCGGCGUGGCGUCCCACUGCUCGCGGUCCAGUCGGGUGGGAGUGUAUCUGGACCGGGCGGCCGGGACUCUGUCCUUCUACAGAGUGUCCUCUGACAGUCACGCUCGCCUCCACACAUUCACAUCGGCCUUCACUGAGCCCCUGUAUCUGGCUGUGGAGCUUCACACUCACUCCAACGUGCUGAUCUGCCGCUAACGCAGCUUUUAUUAAGGCUGUACAUUCACAUCUAGAUGGACAAACACAUGUAGACGCGUGUUACAUCCAUCCAUCCACAACCGCUGAGUCCAAUAUGUGAGGUCGUGGGGCCGGAGCCUCUCCCAGCUGUCUAUGGGUGAGAGGCAGGGUGCACCCUGGACAGGUCACAGGUCACCAGUCCAUCACAGGGCAACACAUGUACAAACAACCCCACACUCACACCUACGGGCAAUUUAGAGUGACCAAUCAACCUAACGCACGUCUUUGGACUGUGGGAGGAAGCCGGAGAACCCGGAGAGAACCCACACAAACUUAUUGUCAGAUCUCCGGAGACGACGGACCCACAUGCACAGCACAGACAAUCGCGUAUGGUACAGUAUGGUAGAAAAGGGGUUUAUUAAGCAACAGGGGUCAGUUCAGGCAGGGUCAUUCAUCCAUUCAGGUAAGCACGGGAUUACGGUCCAGAGGAUCGGGCAGUCUCAAGUCCGUGGACAGGAAGGGUUCAUUAACGUGCAGGCUCAGAUAGCGGUACAGUUCAGGGUGAGACAAUCUCGUGGUCAGAAUAACAGGCAGAGUUAAGUUCAGUUGACAUGGCAGACAAGGAGUAGGCAAGAGUCGUUCACGGUGGUCAAAAACAAGGUUCAGGAUCACGAAGCACGACAGGAACAAGGACGCUGGAAAGUGCUGAAAUGCACGCAACGAUCUGGCUACUGGCUGGUGUGUGAGGUGGGAGCCAAAUACUGAGGCUGAUGGCUCAUUAUUGUCAGGUGUGUGUAAUGAGGCCCGGAGGUGACAUUAAAAGGAGCUGUGGUGUGAGUGUGGCAGGAAGUCCUUCAAAGUAAAACCAGAGACUAGAACCAAACAUGACAGGCAGGAAGUCCUUCAAAGUAAAACCGGAAGCAGCCCGAAACUGUGACACUUAUACAUAUACUGUACACAAAAUAUGUGAUACAGUAUAUCUGCCAUUUUACAUUUUGUUCUAAUCAUAUUCCAAGAUUCAUUCAUUAUAUCAUUAUCCAGCUUCAUAUCAUGUGCAGUAAGUGUUAGUCUAUUUUUGACAUCCUAAUGUGGUCAGUUCUCAACUCUGUGUUGUUAUUGUAGAUGUUUUGCUGCCGUUUUUAUCAUUGUCAAAUACUGAAAGCUUUUCCAAGUUCUCCCUCGUGAAUGUUGGUCACAUAUUUUAUCCUUGUAGAAAUAGAUUAUUAUUAAUCAAUAGCAUUAAUAUAUAUUAACCAGUAUCACAAAUGUGUAACACACCACAGUUUGUUUUCCAUUGUUUGUGUAGUGUCUUCUGGUGUCCACCAUUUCAUCAUUGUUUUUCACACCGUGAAUAUGUUUUUCACAGUGCACAAGCAUUACUGUUGUUUGUUUUAUGCAAAGUUGUUUUUGUUGUUGUUUUUUGCCUUUUCCCCUUUUUUCCUAUAGAAGUCUAUUAUCUGCUCGUCCUCUUGUUUACACAUCCAGAAAAGUAAAGUUUUGACUGAAGCCUUAAAAGGCAAAAUCCUAGAAGUGAUGGUGUCACAUCAAGCUGCUGCUGCUUCUAUAAUAUUAUUACUGUAUGAAGGACAUAUAUGAACAUGAACCAACCAAUAAACAGAGGCUUUAUUAUAAACGUA